UUUCACCUUGUCUGUUAGUUUGAGGUUUCAGUCGCUGUUUCCUCUCUUUUGAGAGUUACGUGCAGCUGCAGUUCUCUUCGACAGUCUUACUGUCAUGUUCUGCUACAUGAAAGUCCUCUCCACUCUUCUGUGUUUACUGUUACUUCACCGAAAUGCAAGCGCAAAUUGUUCAGCGGGUCAGAGGCUUAAUUAUAAUACAAACAAAUGUGAGAAAUGUCCAGCAAAUCAAUUCAGCCUUUCACCUGGAACAGCUAAUGUUUGCCAGAACUGCAACACAUGUAGAAGAGGUAGUAUUGUAUUCAAGGCUUGCACACCUACCAGUGACACUCAGUGCAAAUGUAAAGAAGGCUUUACACCCAUUAAUCGGUUCAGUGAAGAGAUUUGUGUGUGUGAAAAAGGUUCUGGAAUAGAUGAAAGAGGAAUAUGCAGAAAAUGUGAGCCUGGCUACUUCACAGACAAACGUGACUCGGUUUGUAAAAGAUGGAGAGAGUGUCAAAGUGGGGUUAAAGACCCAGGCACAACCACUUCUGAUGCUAGCUGCAAAAAUGCCUCGGAAGAGGUGACUGAACCUCCCAAAGCCCAUACUACUACCACCACGACCACUUCAACAACUACAGUCUCCUCUUCCAUUAACACAAAAGAAGACAGCAUCUACGCCUUGUGGCUGGUUAUGGCAAGUGCUAGUAUUAUUCUGCUGGCUGGACUCCUGUACCGAAAGUGUAAAGUCACCUACUGUAUUCAUAACCACAAGAAAGUGGAUUUUCGAAAAGAAAGUGUAUGCAGAAAGCCUGUUGAAGAAUCUGGGGAAAAGUGCCAGUCUUUGCUCGUCUAACACAAUUGUUAACGGCCUCAGUGUUUCUUUUUAUGGAGUAUGUUUUAUGCAUGCAAUAUUAGUUGUUAUAUAACUAUUAGUUGUUAUAUAACUAUAUUCAAUUGCUGUUAACAUAAUUACAUUUCCACGUAGGGAUAGGGAUAGUUUAUACAGAUAUUUUGAAGAAUGUUGAUAACCAAACACUUGACAAUAACCACUGACUUGCAUAGUAUGAAAAUAAAAACACUGUCAGUCAUUGGCAUGUUUGAAUACCAACAUUCUUCAAAAUAUCUUCUUUCGUGUUCAACAGGAGAUUGAAACUUAUACAGUUCUGGAACAACUUGAGGGUGAUAAAUGAGUGAACUAUACCUUAUCUAAUAAUGAGUGCUUAACUAUAAUUGUCUUACAUUGUUGAAGAAACUUUUUAAAUAAUUAAUAUUGUUAAUAUUUUUAUUGUUCUUCAGUGCUGUAAGAAUAAUUAUAAAUAGUCAAAAGAAGCUUACAUCAAGGGUUGUUUAAGACCCCGUUUAUUCCUGUUUUGGCAACCGGUUUGAAACAUUCGGGGUCCAAAAUCAAUUGAGAUUCAUCCACAUGUGAAGGUGUGGAAAAAGUCAUUGCUUUCGUAGUGUAAAUGCUCAUCCAUUUGAAUUCAGAUGGCUGAUUUCAUAUAAGCCUUGAAUUGAUUUCAAUUCAUUAAUUGGAGACAGAUUUACUUCGAAUUCAGCUGAUCAGUGAAUUUGAAAUUAAAUCUUCACUUCAUUGGACUUCAGUCAACAGCUGUUGGUAGGGUGAUGGUUGCCAUAACCUUAUUAGUCUUUUCCUUGUCACCACAGUUGUUUAUCACAGACAUGCCCUGUAGUGACUCAUGCAUUCCUGAGACAAAUUACAAAUGAUCUGAGAUUUCCAUAUUUAGGUGGGCUAAGGACAAUGUCUGAGAAUCUUUCCUUUUUGUUCUUGUGUGUGUAGCCUAAUUAUAAAGAUUUAAUGUUGUUUCUGUGAAAUGGAAAUAAAUUGGUUGCAUAGACCAGUGA
Messenger RNA from Carassius auratus (goldfish), 1842 nucleotides. Its product is annotated as tumor necrosis factor receptor superfamily member 4. The coding region runs from base 95 to 832 and encodes 245 amino acids. The transcript is spliced from 7 exons. Gene Ontology annotation, molecular function: signaling receptor activity; protein binding. The record is from RefSeq and is a predicted model, not a curated record. Gene Ontology annotation, biological process: regulation of cell population proliferation. NCBI's taxonomy places the organism in Eukaryota, Metazoa, Chordata, Actinopteri, Cypriniformes, Cyprinidae.